GGUGUUAAAUCCCUGGCAGGCGCCUUCACAAUGUUUAGCGGGAAAGCCGUGGGGUUUUGCACCAGCUCCUGCCGCAGUCUGCAAAGCACCCAACAGUGAACUAAAUGGAUCCGCCUCGAGUUCGAGAAUGAAUGGCGGGAGACUGAGCCGCAAGUUCUCUCCGGCUCUUCCUCCACAGCACCCCGCGUUGAAUGCUCCAGAGACGGAGAACCCCCCGACCUUGGCUAGAUCGCACCCUGAGAGAGCCUUGCAGCAGGAGAACUGUAGUGGCGCCCUCGACGACGCCCCCUUUGCUGUGCCUCUGUAUCCUUCCUCAGCAUAGAAAAAGACAAGAGACGCACAGCAGGAACUUCCGGUUCACCUUGGCUCGCCACCCUCAGUGGCUGGUCACUCACAGACUUUCCUUUUCUUCACCUUAUCCAGCUGUGUCUCAGAGAGGAUUAAGGGAAUCGUGGGAAGGGGCAGAAUCUUUUGCAGGCACAGCAAAUGCCUCUGCCCAUUGAGUUUGGUGCAUUUUCUUGGGGUUGAGCUGGAGGCUGAUCCCUGGCAAAGCAAAAAGUUCCCAUGUUCCUUCUCUCACAAAGAACUUAGGGAAACCCCCGUGAAAAAGGCACCGAGGCUUCCACGCCUCUCCUGUUGUGGGAAAGUGACUACUGUUUCCUCAUCCCUGAAGGGGUUCUGCAAGAUGCUCUGUGCUGUUCACCCAUCCCAGAUUUCCUAGAUGAAGGAUUUCUUUCCUCCUCAGCAAAGCAAAGCGCUCCCUUGGAACUAUACUCAAUGCAGUUUCAAACUGAUUUCCCCGCAGGAGUUCUGCACAGGACAGGGAGAAGAUCCACCAGGUGGAAUGUGGGUUUCUAAAAUCUUCAUCCCUCAGGAGAGAACAAAGAGGUACUUUGGCUUUUGUUGGGAGGCUGCCUUGGAGCACGAAUGAAAGAUGGGAAAGGAAGACCCAGCUAGCUGCCAAGCAGGAGAAGACCUUGAGGCCAGACAAGUGGGGAGCACUGGGGAAUUCUGGGAAAGGGCCAAGCAGAAGAUGCUGGUUGAGGACAUCAGGAGCUCAGAGGCCCAGCGCCUGCGCUUCAGGCAGUUCUGCUACCAGCAGGCCGAGGGGCCCCGAGAGGUUUGUAGCCAGCUCCACAGCCUUUGCCAUCAGUGGCUGAAGCCGGAAAGCCACACGAAAGCUCAGAUGCUGGACCUGGUGACCCUGGAGCAGUUCCUGGCCAUCCUGCCCCCAGAGCUGGAGAGCUGGAUCAGAGAGUGUGGAGCAGAGACCAGUUCCCAGGCAGUGGCCCUGGCAGAAGGUUUCCUCCUGAGCCAGGCAGAGGACAAGAGGCAGGAAGAACAGCAGGUGCAAGGACUGUUGUCGGAAGCGGCCCCUGACUUCCCUGAAGCCGAGAAGGCUCCAUCAGGCACCAGGCAGAGGCCUCUGUCCAAGGAGAUCCCCAGGCAGGAGGACAGCAGUGGGGCCACCAUGCUGGGUGCUGGAAUGAUGCUGCCAGGGCCUUCUCAGCCAUCGCUUCUUCCUCGUGGGGUGGAAGAUGCUUCAGGACCACAGAAGCAGGGCCAGGCGACCUUUGAGGAGGUGGCUGUGCAUUUCACAGAAGAGGAGUGGGCUCUGCUGGAUCUGGACCAGAGAACCCUGCACAGGGAAGUCAUGGAGGAGAAUAGGAGGAAUGUGGCCUCUCUGGCAGAUGACAGUGGGGAGAGGAACAAGGAGGGAAUUUGCAAUGGAGGAUUGAUGGGUGGUGCCAGCUGGAAAGAGAGGAAAAAACAGAAAAUGAAAACUAAAACAAAACAGAAGAACAGGAAUGGAUCUCAUCAUGGCGAAGUCUAUAACAUUAGAAUCCAAAAAAUAAUGGAGAAAGAAAAAGAAAGAAGAAUGUGCCCUCUGAGAAGGAAAAUCUUCUGUUCUGAACCAAGCUUUCAAGCUCAGUGGGAAAGGCACACAGGAGAGAAACCAUAUAAAUGCUUGGAGUGUGGAAAGAGUUUCAGUGAGAGGAGAAAACUUACUAGCCAUCAAAGAGCCCAUACUGGGGAGAAACCAUAUAAAUGCUUGGAGUGUGGAAAGAGUUUCAGUGUGAACGGAACACUUACAAACCAUCAAAGAUCCCACACUGGAGAGAAACCAUAUCAAUGCUUGGAGUGUGGAAAGAGCUUCAGUCAGAGCGGACAUCUUACCGUACAUCAAAGAUCCCACACUGGAGAGAAACCAUAUCAAUGCUUGGAGUGUGGAAAGAGCUUCAGUCAGAGUGGACAUCUUACUAGCCAUAAAAGAGCCCAUACUGGAGAGAAACCAUAUACAUGCUUGGAGUGUGGAAAGAGCUUCAGUCAGAGUGGAAUGCUCAAUAGGCAUCAGAAAACCCAUACAGGGGAGAAACCAUAUACAUGCUUGGAGUGUGGAAAGAGCUUCAGUGAGAGAAGAACACUUAUUAGGCAUCAAAAAAGGCAUACAGGGAAGAAACCAUAUACAUUCCUGGAGUGUGGAAAGAGCCUCAGUCAGGGUGGAGAUCUUGAUAGGUAUCAAAGAACCCAUACUGGAGAGAAACAAUAUAUGUGUUUGGCACAUGGUUCACAUCAAAUAAUCCAUUCUGUCACGGUUCCUCCAAAGGAAUCAAAGGAGCUGAAGUUGCAGUGGCACCCCGCGUUGAAUGCUCCAGAGACGGAGAACCCCCCGACCUUGGCUAGAUCGCACCCUGAGAGAGGCUUGCAGCAGGAGAACUGUAGUGGCGCCCUCGACGACGCCCCCUUUGCUGUGCCUCUGGAUCUGGGAGAAGAUCCACCAGGUGGAAUGUGGGUUUCUAAAAUCUUCAUCCCUCAGGAGAGAACAAAGAGGUACUUUGGCUUUUGUUGGGAGGCUGCCUUGGAGCACGGCUUAAAGAUGGGAAAGGAAGACCCAGCUAGCUGCAAAGCAGGAGACGGCCCUGAGGCCAGCCAGGUGGGGAGCACUGGGGAAUUCUGGGAAAGGAUCAAGCAGGAGAUCCUGGUUGAGGACAUCAGGAGUUCAGAGGCCCAGCGCCUGCGCUUCAGGCAGUUCUGCUACCCGCAGGCCGAGGGCCCCCGAGAGGUUUGCGGCCGACUCCACAGCCUUUGCCAUCAGUGGCUGAAGCCGGAAAGUCACACAAAAGCUCAGAUGCUGGACCUGGUGAUCCUGGAGCAGUUUCUGGCCAUCCUGCCCCCAGAGGUGGAGAGCUGGGUUAGAGAGUGUGGAGCAGAGACCAGUUCCCAGGCAGUGGCCUUGGCAGAAGGUUUCCUCCUGAGCCAGGCAGAGGACAAGAGUCAGGAAGAACAGCAGGUGCAAGGACUGAUGUCGGAAGCAGCCCCUGACUUCCCUGAGGCCGAGAAGGCUCCAUCAGGCACCAGGCAGAGGCCUCUGUCCACGGAGAUCCCCAGGCAGGAGGGCAGCAGUGGGGCCACCUUGCUGGGUGCUGGAAAGAUGCUGCCAAUGCAGUCUAAGCCAUCGCUUCUUUCUGGUGGAAUUGAAGAUGUUUCAGGACAGCCGAAGCAGGGCCAGGUGAGCUUUGAGGAGGUGGCUAUGCAUUUCACGGAAGAGGAGUGGGCUCUGCUGGAUCUGGACCAGAGAACCCUGCACAGGGAAGUCAUGGAGGAGAAUAGGGGGAAUGUGGCUUCUCUGGCAGAUGACAGUGGGGAGAGGAACAAGGAGGGAAUUUGCAACAGAGGAUUGUUAGGUGGUGCCAGCUGGAAAGAGAGGAAAAAACAGAGAAUGAAAACUGAAGAAAAUCAGAAGAGGAGGAAUGGGUCUUCUGCUUCAAGUCAUGGCAAAGUACAUAAAAUCGGAAUCCAAAAAGCAAUGCAAAAAGAAACAGAAAGAAGAAUGUGCCCUCUGAGAAGGAAAAGUUUAUGUUCUGAACCAAGCAUUCAACCUCAGUGGGGAAUUCAAACAGGAGAAAAACGAUAUAAAUGCUUGGAGUGUGGAAGGAAUUUCAGUCAAAGUGCAUACCUCACUUCCCAUCAAAAAUCCCAUACAGGGGAGAAACCAUUUAAAUGCUUGGAGUGUGGAAAGAGCUUCAGUCACAGCGGAAAUCUUACUACCCAUCAAAGAACCCAUACCGGGGAGAAACCAUAUCAAUGCUUGGACUGUGGAAGGGGCUUCAGUCAGAGUGUACAUCUUACUAGCCAUCUAAGAGCCCAUAGUGGGGAGAAACCAUAUCAAUGCUUAGAGUGUGGAAAAAGCUUCAGUCAGAGCGUACAUCUUACUAGCCAUCAAAGAACCCAUACCGGGGAGAAACCAUAUCAAUGCUUGGACUGUGGAAGGGGCUUCAGUCAGAGUGUACAUCUUACUAGCCAUCUAAGAGCCCAUAGUGGGGAGAAACCAUAUCAAUGCUUAGAGUGUGGAAAAAGCUUCAGUCAGAGCGUACAUCUUACUAGCCAUCAAAGAACCCAUACCGGGGAGAAACCAUAUCAAUGCUUGGACUGUGGAAGGGGCUUCAGUCAGAUUGGACAUCUUACUUUACAUCAAAGAACCCAUACUGGAGAGAAACCAUAUACAUGUUUGGAGUGUGGAAAGAGCUUCAGUCACAGGGGAAAUCUUACUAUCCAUCAAAGAACCCAUACCGGGGAGAAACUAUAUCAAUGCUUGGAGUGUGGAAAGAGCUUCAGUUACAGCAGAACACUUACUAGGCAUCAAAGAAUCCAUACUGGAGAGAAACUAUUUAAAUGCUUGGACUGUGGAAGGGGCUUCAGUCAGAAAGGAACACUUACUAGGCAUCAAAGAACCCAUACUGGAGAUAAACCAUAUACAUGUUUGGAGUGUGGAAAGAGCUUCAGUCAGAAAGGAACACUUACUAGGCAUCAAAGAGCCCACACUGGGGAGAAACCAUAUAAACGCUUGGAGUCUAGAAAUUUCUUCAGCCACACUUCACUUUUCAUCAAAUAAUCCAUACAGAGGACAAGCCAUAUACAUUCUUGGAGCUCCAGCCGGACCAGAUAUCUUACUGUAUAUCAAAGAGAUCUCACUGAAGAGAAACCAUAUAAAUGUUUGGUGUGUGUUUCACAACAAAGAAUCCUUGGUUCACUUUAGGAACCCCAAAUCAACUGCAAACCAUCACUUCAAAGAACCAACUCUGGCGAUUUAUAGUGUUUAAGGAAAAGUCGCCUCAUUUCCUCUGACAAAAACAGAAAAGGAUCCCAUCAGCCCUGAAAGACAUACAUUUGUAUCUUCUUGUGGGCUUUUGUAUUAAAUAUUUUUGAAAUAUUUA
Molecule: messenger RNA, 5216 nt
Organism: Hemicordylus capensis (graceful crag lizard)
Lineage: Eukaryota; Metazoa; Chordata; Lepidosauria; Squamata; Cordylidae
Product: zinc finger protein with KRAB and SCAN domains 7-like
Exons: 15
Coding region: 935-4894 (1319 amino acids)
Biological process (GO): regulation of transcription by RNA polymerase II
Molecular function (GO): DNA-binding transcription factor activity, RNA polymerase II-specific; RNA polymerase II cis-regulatory region sequence-specific DNA binding
Source: RefSeq, a predicted model, not a curated record